GCGCGCGCGGGGCGGGCUGCUUUGCAUGAUGUGCCGCUCGGCCCUGGCUUUUUUGACUGCUGCAUUUGUCUGUCUGCAAAACUGCCAGCGAGGUCCUGUCUCGUUCCUCCGGGCGGCGUGGGUGUUCUCACUUGUUCUGGGACUGAGCCGAAGUGAAGACAGUAGAUGUGUAUCUUCAAAUGCAGCAUCGUGUGCAAGGUGCCUUGCCUUGGGUCCAGAAUGUGGAUGGUGUGUUCAGAAGGAUUUCAUUUCAGGUGAAUCAAGAAGUGAACGUUGUGAUACGGUUUCCAAUUUAAUACGCAAAGGCUGCUCAGCUGAUUCUAUAGAGAACCCAUCUGUGCAUGUAAUAGUAGAAAGUGAAAAUGAAAUUAACACUCAAGUGACUCCAGAAGAAGUAUCCAUCCAACUGCGACCAGGAGCUGAAGCUAAUUUUAUGCUGAAAAUUCACCCUUUGAAGAAAUAUCCUGUGGAUCUUUAUUAUCUUGUUGAUGUAUCAGCAUCAAUGCAUAAUAAUAUAGAAAAAUUAAAUUCUGUUGGAAAUGACUUAUCUAGAAAAAUGGCAUUUUUCUCCCAUGACUUCCGCCUUGGAUUUGGGUCAUAUGUUGAUAAAACUGUUUCACCAUACAUUAGCAUCCACCCAGAAAGGAUUCAUAAUCAAUGCAGUGACUACAAUUUAGACUGUAUGCCUCCCCAUGGCUACAUCCAUGUCCUAUCCUUGACAGAAAAUAUCACGGAGUUUGAAAAAGCAGUGCACAGACAAAAGAUAUCCGGAAACAUAGAUACCCCUGAAGGAGGGUUUGAUGCCAUGCUUCAGGCAGCUGUGUGUGAGAGUCACAUUGGAUGGCGAAAAGAAGCUAAAAGAUUGCUGCUGGUGAUGACAGAUCAGACAUCUCAUCUUGCUCUUGAUAGCAAGUUGGCAGGCAUCGUGGUGCCCAAUGACGGAAACUGCCACCUGAAAAACAAUGUCUACAUCAAGUCAACAACCAUGGAUCUUCUACCCCUUUUACCUGGCACCAUUGCUGGUGAAAUAGAGUCAAAGGCUGCAAAUCUCAAUAAUUUGGUAGUCGAAGCCUACAAGAAACUCAUCUCAGAGGUAAAAGUUCAGGUGGAAAACCAGGUACAUGGCGUUCUUUUCAACGUGACUGCCAUCUGUCCAGAUGGAGCCAGAAAGCCAGGAGCUGUUGGCUGUGGAAAUGUGACCAGCAAUGAUGAAGUUCUUUUCAAUGUAACAGUCACAAUGAAAAACUGUGAGGUCACAGGAGGAAAAAGCUUUGCAAUUCUAAAACCCAUUGGUUUCAAUGAAACCACUAAAAUUCACAUACACAGAAGCUGCCGCUGCCAGUGUGAGGAGAGCGGAAGGCCUGAGAGGCAGUGUGUGGAUGAGGCCUUCCAGGAUCCCAAGUGCUUGCACUGUGAUGAGAGUAAGUGUCACUUGAGUGAACACCGGCUUCCGUCUGAGAGCUGCCAGUCACACAAGGACCAACCCGUUUGCAGUGGCCGCGGAGUCUGUGUCUGUGGGAAGUGUCUAUGUCACAAAAUAAAACUUGGCAAAGUGUAUGGAGAGUUCUGCGAGAAGGACGACUUUUCUUGUCCAUAUCACCACGGCAGUCUCUGCGCCGGACAUGGAGAGUGUGAAGCAGGAAGAUGCCAGUGCUUCGGUGGCUGGGAAGGGGAUCGGUGCCAGUGCCCAUCAGCAUCAGCCCAGCAGUGUGUCAACUCCCAGGGCCAGGUGUGCAGUGGGAGAGGCACCUGUGUGUGUGGCAAGUGUGAAUGCACGGAUCCCAGGAGCAUCGGGCGCUUCUGUGAACACUGCCCUACCUGUCCCACAGCCUGCAGUGACAACUGGAACUGUCUGCAAUGCCUUCACCCUCACAAUUUGUCUCAAGUGCUACGUGCCCAGUGUAAAACCUCAUGUGCUCUUGCAGAGCAGCAGCUCUAUGCAGACCAGAUACCAGAAUGCUUAUCUACUCCAAGUUACUUGAGAAUAUUUUUCAUCAUAUUCAUAGUUACAUUCUUGAUUGGGUUGCUUAAAGUCCUUAUUGUUAGACAGGUGAUACUACAAUGGAAUAGUAAUAAAAUCAAGUCUUCAUCAGAUUACAGAGCAUCCACCUCAAAAAAGGAUAAAUUGCUUCUACAAAGUGUUUGCACAAGAACAGUAACCUACCGACGUGAGAAACCUGAAGAAAUAAAACUGGAUAUCAGCAAACUAAAUGCUCAUGAGACUUUCAGGUGCAACUUCUAAGCAAAGAUAAAAUAGUAUUCUAUGGGAAACUGGAUUUUUAAAAUAAUUGCUACUAAAAAAUAGUCACAGGAGAAGACAAGUUGUUCAAGAUUGUGUCCCUUCCUGGUUGAGUGCUGGCAAGCAUCAUCAUCGUCAUGUGACUCACCUAGCUGCUGAAUUUUUCAGAGAAAAAUGUGUCUUACUACUGUUUAAAGACUAGUGUCAUUGUAGCACUUUACUGUAAUAUAUAACUUAUUUAGAGCAGCAUAGAAUGUAGGUAUUCUGAAGAGCACUGAUUACACUUUACAGAUACCUGCCCUUCUUCUGCUUCCUUGAGAGACACAAUGUUCACAGGCAAAUUAGCACUGUGUCUUUGCAAGGAUGCAGUGAGCCCUGCACCGAGCAUGCAGGUGAGAAGUAUCUAAUCUGGCAGUUCCAUUCUGAAGUGACUGCACGCUUCCACAAUUGGAAGAGGCUAGACAAGAACAGUCAGAUGAAUAAAUGGUUACAGUUUCACCCCUUCAAGAGGUGGACAGAAUCUUAAUUGUAAUGGGUUUUGCUUUUGAAACUGUAUAGUUUGUUGCAUGUGUAUUUAUGUUUGCCACUUUUCGAAAAUGGAUGCUGAAUCCAACCUUCUCUUCUUUUGCCAUUUAUGUUUUGUUUUUCUUCCUUUCAGGAUGUUUAUGUCACAGAUGACUGGAUUUAAUAAGUGCUAAGUUACUACUGCCAUAAAAACCUGUAAUACAUUGUCACUUUAUUAGAAUACUAGUUGUAAAAGCUGAAUGUUAAUAAGGGACACUGUAAAGGAUCUUCUAAAUCUAAAGGGGUUUGUUGUUUGAAGAUGAGGAGUUUCAUAUCUUCUUACCUGGUAAACUGGAUGAUUUCACCAUUUCAUUUGAUCUAACAGUGAAUUGAAAUUGGUAAACUGAAAUGCACAAGAUAUUUAGAAAUUCUGCUUCUAGUCAAAUACCAUAUUUUAAAUAAGGUUUCUUAGGUCUUGAUUUCAAGUAGAUAUCAACAUUUCUCAAAUGUAAAACUAUUCUUUUUUGCUCUUCCAUACACCAAAAGACCUUCUUGCCCUGAAUCUACUGAACCCUACUCACCAGAGUUCAUAAAAGUACAAAAUUGGAGGAAGGUUGGUGAUAAGGUAAGGGAUUCAGAAUAAGCUAAUUCCUCCUUUCAGUUAGCCAUAGAACUGAGUUUAGAAAUUUUAAAUGAUUUCUCAAAAAAAAA
Messenger RNA from Dipodomys ordii (Ord's kangaroo rat), 3454 nucleotides. RefSeq names its product integrin, beta 8 (gene Itgb8). Gene Ontology annotation, molecular function: integrin binding. Lineage: Eukaryota; Metazoa; Chordata; Mammalia; Rodentia; Heteromyidae. The coding region runs from base 26 to 2242 and encodes 738 amino acids. Gene Ontology annotation, biological process: integrin-mediated signaling pathway; cell adhesion mediated by integrin; cell migration. The record is from RefSeq and is a predicted model, not a curated record. The transcript is spliced from 13 exons. Gene Ontology annotation, cellular component: focal adhesion; integrin complex; cell surface.